AAUACCAGUUCGAUGAUGACAUUUCAAAUGCCUAUUUAUACAAAAAGGAGAAAACACAAAGGUAGUGCAAAAUGUAUCACUACUCUACUCUUUUUCUACUUGCCAGUGGUUUUGUAUUUUCUACUGCAAAAUGCCCGGCGAAUUCAUUUUGUUUUUCACCAAGUCGUGUGAAUAUCACAGUUACUUGCAAUAAAAACGAUGGAUUCAUGAGUUUGAAAUGGAAAACAGAGGAAAAAAGGUCAGCAGUGAAGAUAUACAAUGGGGUGAACCUUCUUGAAUUUGUUUGCGGAUUUCCCAUUGGAAGCUCAAAUAUUGAUGUCAAAACCUACAAACUAGAAACUUUGAAAUCUGAAAAUUUAACGUCGUGUGAGAUUGAUUUUUAUCCGGGGGAUGUUCUAUUGAUGAGUGAAUCUUCAAGCUUAAAAUGGUCCAACGAAAAGUCCGAAUUCUUCAAUUUCCAUGAAAUUUGCAAUCCGAAAAUUGAAGGUCUGAGUAAAGAAUUCAAACGAUUACUUGUAAAAUUACAUGCAAUUCUAAUGAUUCUCGGAUGGCUUUUCUUUGUUCCAACGGGAUUUUUAUUUGCAAGAUAUGGACGGCAAGUGUUCAAAAAUCAUACAAUUUACGGAAUGUUCGUAUGGUUUCAAAUUCAUCGAGCCUCAACUUUUAUUGGUGUUUGUUGUAUUGUAACCUCGAUUUUGUGCAUUUUAAUUUCAACAAAUUGGACCUGGAAAGGUACUGGAUCUGAAGCAUGGUACUGGACACAAUGGCACACGGAUUUUGGAACGAUUUCUACUAUUCUGGCAUUCUCCCAGCCGUUGAAUAGUUUGUUGAGAUGCCCACCUUCCAACUCACAACGUUCAAUUUUUAAUUGGGCUCAUCGAAUUGUUGGCCUUCUCUCCUACACUUUUGCUGUGGCCGCAAUCUACGUGGCUGCCGCCAAUUAUCGAAAGACAUGGUCAGAGCCAACAAUGGAAAUUGUGCUGACCAGUGUGCCGACCAUUUUGUGUAUCGCCACAGGAUUCGUAGUUUUGUAUUUGGAAAGCGAGCAGAGAAAUGGGUAUAGGGAAGUUGAAAUGAUCGAAAAAUCCGAAAAAAAUUCCAAAAAACCGGAGCGUCUUCAACUUAUCCAAAUCUCAUGGAUGUUCGCCGUUGUUGGAAUCUGCUUCGGUGUCGCCAUUUCAUUAUCUCUUCUGAUUGCAAAUGGAUUCAAAAAUGACUAAUCACCUCUUUUUCAAUGACAACUAAUUCUCGUACCAACCACUUUUCUCUUUCUGACCUGACCUGCAAUAAUCCAUUAAACGGCUGUGUGUGUCCUCUUUCUCACUUUAUCACCAACUAUCUCUUCUAGAAAAUAAAUAUAUAUUUUCUA
Caenorhabditis elegans is the source of this 1369-nucleotide messenger RNA. It is a transcript of the gene M03A1.8, whose product is annotated as ascorbate ferrireductase (transmembrane). The record is from RefSeq and is marked reviewed. Gene Ontology annotation, cellular component: membrane. The transcript is spliced from 6 exons. The coding region runs from base 72 to 1220 and encodes 382 amino acids. Gene Ontology annotation, molecular function: transmembrane ascorbate ferrireductase activity. Lineage: Eukaryota; Metazoa; Nematoda; Chromadorea; Rhabditida; Rhabditidae. Gene Ontology annotation, biological process: transmembrane transport.